UAAAUAAAUAUUCUUUAAACUUUUAUAUCAUUAGAAAAAUGAAAGUCUACGAUCACAACUAUAUAUAUGUUGAUCCAAGCCUCAACCUAUGUAAUACAACUUAAAACAACAUGGGUGCAUUCCAAGUACUCUCCACCAAUACAAUCAAGGCAUUGAAAUCAAGUAAUCAUAAAAUCGAUUUAACUCCAUGGGAUCUCCAAUUUCUACUUUAUCCAACCAAUAAAAAAGGCCUUCUUUAUCACCAUCCUUUAGCAUCAGACCAAAUUCAACGGCUGACACACUCUUUAUCCUCAGCCCUUUCCUUUUUCCAACCUCUUGCCGGUCGUCUCAAAAUUACAGAACACGAAGACAGCAUUGUCUCGUGUUCUGUAACAUGCAAUAAUGCAGGUGUAAACUUUAUACAUGCUGCAGCCAAGGAUACUUGUGUUGCUGACAUCCUAAAACCCACAUAUGUUCCUUCGGUUGUUCGUUCAUUUUUUCCUUUCAAUGACGUUAGAAACUACGAAGGCACAUCAAAACCAUUGUUGGCUGUUCAAGUCACGGAGCUAGUUGACGGCAUCUUCAUUGGCUUUAAUUUCAACCAUGUCGUAGCUGACGGACAGUCCACGUGGCAUUUCAUCAAUUCGUGGGCUGAAAUGUCACGUGGUUGUCAUCAUCAAAUAUCUAACUCCCCAACGCUGGAGCGUUGGUUUCCAAAUGGAAUUCAACGACCUAUACGAUUUCCUUUAACUAUAGAGCCACAAAAGAAUCACUCUGAUGGGUUAAGUUUUUCGUCUUCUGAUGACGAAAAACUCUUUCUAUCAGAGAGGAUAUUUCACUUUACAAAGAAGAAAAUCAUGCAACUGAAAUCGAAAGUCAAUGCAGAGAUUGAUACCAAAAAAAUAUCUUCUCUACAAGCGCUUUUAACUCAUCUUUGGUGUUCAGUGAUUCGUUCCAAACAUCUUGAUCCACAAGAAGAUGCGCUUAAUACGUUCAUAAUAGGAGUUAGACCAAGACUUGUUCCACCAUUGCCGGAAGAUUAUUUUGGAAACGCGAUUAUAGGUUGCGGGUUUAAAAUGAAAGUUGGGGAGUUGUUGGAGGAAGGUGGGAUUGGUAAAGGUGCUUUGUUGAUGAAUAAGUUAAUUGCUUUGCACUCGAAUGAAAAAUUAAAGAAUGAUUAUGAGUCAUGGUUGAGAAAUCCAAACUUUAUUAGGCUUGAUAGCUUGAGCACUAAGAAUUUUUUGGCCAUUAGCAGUUCUCCAAAGUUUGAUGUUUAUGGUAAUGAUUUUGGAUGGGGAAAGCCUGUGGCAGUUCGUAGUGGAAAUAAAACAAAUGGAAUGGUUUGUGCCUUUGCUGGAAUAGAAGAAGCUAGCAUUGACCUUCAAGUGUGUCUUCCUUACAAGAUUUUGGAGGCAAUGGGAAAUGAUCCUGAGUUCAUGGAUAUGGUCAACUAAUGCAGCGUCAAGAUUUGAAAACUUGAUUUGAUACAUAUCAGUUCAUAGAUAUUCUUGAAUUUGUAUUUUGUGUAAUAAUCAUCUAUGAAUAAUUUAUAAUGUUCAAGUCAUUGUUAUUUUUCAUAGGUAGGUAAGAAGGUUUGAUUUUGGGUUUCUUUAAUACAGUGCAUGUAGUUUACGUAUGUUAUAAGUUGUAGUAGAGGUUUUUUUUUUUUUUGACUAAAGUUGUAAG
Molecule: messenger RNA, 1665 nt
Organism: Medicago truncatula (barrel medic)
Lineage: Eukaryota; Viridiplantae; Streptophyta; Magnoliopsida; Fabales; Fabaceae
Exons: 1
Coding region: 111-1433 (440 amino acids)
Source: RefSeq, a predicted model, not a curated record